GCUGCUCUCGUCAAAGAAAUAAUUCCAUCCAUCCAUCAACCAACCAACAACAACAUCAAAGAUAUAUAAUCUUCAUCAUCACUCUUAAUAACCUACUCACUUAAACUAUAAGUGCCAUCACCAACCAACCAACAAGCAAACAUGAAGUCCGUCUCUAUCCUCUCAUCCCUCCUCCUCGGAGCCGCCUCCGUCUUUGGAGCCCCCGUAACCGAGAGACAAGUCGAAGCUCCGACUGAAUUCGACAUCACCAACUUCAGCGCCAACACCCUGCCCCACGGGACCGGAGCCUUCAUCUCCUUCGAUGUCGCCAUCCCCAACACCUCCGUCUCCACGACAUGUGGGUACUCGGACCAAUCAUCCGUCUCGAAGCUCCCUUCGGUAUCUCUCCGAGCUUGCGAUGACCCAGCCUUCGAGUGGCAGUUCCACCAGGACCCGUCGCAGCCCGGCACCGAGGGCCGCUACCGUGUCGUCGUGACCUAUGCCUACGACAGCCCCAAGAAGGUCGCUGGCUUCCACGAGUGGCCCGCCACCGAGUUCCCCCUGGAGAACUUCGGCUCCACCGUAGCCACCUUCUACCGCGGCGAACCCGACUUCGUCAUCGCCAACGUCUCUUAAAAUCGGAGCCCAGUUGAGGUGUCGAGAAUUAAUCCCUGCUUGUUUCGUUUGAUCACUUUUCUUGAUAGAGUAUAUAUAAGCAUAGACACGCUCAGAUUACAUAUAGAUCUUCAUCUGCUCAGAGCUAAUAAGGGGGUUGUUUUGAAGAGGAAAUCCUAGGGAGUGUUAUUGUUCAAGUUUAGCAUGAGCAAUUAAUAAUAAAUACCUACUCCAUU
Messenger RNA from Daldinia loculata, 830 nucleotides. RefSeq lists its product as uncharacterized. The transcript has 2 exons. The record is from RefSeq and is a predicted model, not a curated record. Bases 142 to 615 code for a protein of 157 amino acids. Lineage: Eukaryota; Fungi; Ascomycota; Sordariomycetes; Xylariales; Hypoxylaceae.